Papaver somniferum (opium poppy) is the source of this 1109-nucleotide messenger RNA. RefSeq lists its product as uncharacterized. Gene Ontology annotation, biological process: shoot system development; root development. The transcript has a single exon. NCBI's taxonomy places the organism in Eukaryota, Viridiplantae, Streptophyta, Magnoliopsida, Ranunculales, Papaveraceae. The record is from RefSeq and is a predicted model, not a curated record. The coding region runs from base 5 to 1048 and encodes 347 amino acids.
UAAUAUGCUACUUAAAACAAGCAACAAAGAGACAUUAGAAAAGAUAGAGCAAGUUCCACUGCGUGACACCGAAACUAAGGUUUGGAUUAAGUUAAUGGACAUGUCUUUUAAUUGUAGUUUUGCAUAUAAGGUGCCCCAUAGGUUCAUCUCUUCAUCCAACCCAAAGUCCCAGACAAGCUCUAUUUCUCCUCUUCAUUUUGUUUCUCUACAGAUGGCUAUAUCAAGCAAAAUCACUUACCACUCUCGCUCCAUAAGCUUUCCCACUAGAUCUAAUGCCCUCACUCUUACAGUCGAGGAACAGUUGUGUCGAUUGAGGUCUUCGGAACUAGCCACCUCAUCCUCAAGAUCCAUUUCCCAGAGUUUAACUGGUCUGAAAAUUUUGUAUGAAUCUGUUGAUGAUUUCUUGCAUUUGCAACCCAUCCAACAAGAAAGUUGCUUCGACUCUGUCCUGGAUAGAUUUCUCUUGUUGUUGGAUGCUUGUGGUAGUACAAGGGAUGUUUUGUCUCAAAUGAAGCGAUGUGUGCAGGAUCUUCAAUCAUCCAUCCGUAGAAAAAGGUGCGGAGAGCUUGGUCUUGCAGUUGAACUAAAAGAGUAUAUGUCCUCUAGGAAAAAGGUUACUAAGAUGAUAAGAAAAUGCCUUGGAGGUCUGAAAAAGAUGCAAUACAAGAACUCUGAUAAAGUAGCUAUUGUGAAUAUGCUAAGAGAAGUUGAAGUAACCACUCUUUCAGUUUUUGAAUCAAUAGUGUCCUUUUUAUCUGGAUCAAAGACACAAAGGCAAAGUAGUUGGUUGUUGAUCUCUAAAUUGGUUCAUAAUACACGAGUAACAUGUGAAGAGAAUGGAAAGGAGAUUAAUGAUUUUGUGGAGGUUGAAGUGGCAUUGAACACCUUUAUUGGUAAAAAGCAACACAAAGCAAUUGUUAAUGCCAAAAGUGUCCAAAAGCCAUUAGAGACACUCGAGAUAAGCAUUCAGAAUUUCGAGGAGGGAUUAGAAGGUGUCUUUAGGGGUUUGAUUAAAACCAGGGUGUCACUUCUUAAUAUCCUAUACUAAUAUUAAAUGUCCCACCACCUGUUGGUACAAUGGUACCCGCCUUUUUGUCAAGUAAAUACCU